AUGGGUGCGUCUGGCAGCGGUAAAACGACCCUCUUGUCAGCCUCAUCCGGGAGACUCCCGUCUUCCACCAAAUCGCGAUACCAUACCACUGGAUCAAUUUUAUACAAUGAUAUUUGUGUAUCGGAAGAUGAGAUCCGGAAAUUUGCGUCGUUUGUACAUCAAGAAGAUAUUCAUCUUCUACCAUCCCUGGCCGUGAGAGCUACCCUACGAUUCAUUGCACAUAUGACUCUACCAAAUUCAAUAUCGGAUGGUGAGAAGAACGCGGAUCUAAACAAUCCUGAAGACGAGCAGCGCUUCCGCCACCUUACAAAGCAUGCGAAGGACAGUGUUGAGCCCAUCUAUGAAUUACAAGCCCAUUUGAUAGUGCUGUCGAACUCCCGGGGGCUUCUAGUCACUCAUGGAGUGGUGUCCACUUUCACACGCAGCUCGAAUAUCGUUUACCAAGUCAUUUAG
This is a messenger RNA of Penicillium angulare, 453 nucleotides long. RefSeq lists its product as uncharacterized. Gene Ontology annotation, molecular function: ATP binding; ATP hydrolysis activity. The transcript has a single exon. The record is from RefSeq and is a predicted model, not a curated record. Bases 1 to 453 code for a protein of 150 amino acids. Lineage: Eukaryota; Fungi; Ascomycota; Eurotiomycetes; Eurotiales; Aspergillaceae.